UUCGAGUAGAUUAAACAACUCUUUUGGACAAGCUUUCACUCAUUUAUCCAAUGACGAUAUUGUGGCGGGAAUAUCUGUGACCCGAUCCGCAGUCCCUUUACCCAGACUGUAACACAUGCUUUCCGUAAGGAUUAUUUGGACAUACAUUUUAUCAUGUUACACCGAAAUGUCUUCCGUGGAGGUCAAUAAUCUCUGUAUCACCCACGAGGUCUUAGUCUGGUUUAUGUUGUGCAUAUACAAAGUUUCGUGCUAUAGAGUCAGGACACAGACAUAUGCUAGUGUGCAUUGUUUCAUGUGGGCUUUCUGCAUCAAGUCACCGUUUUGGGGAAAGAUAAUCUGCCCAAGAUCUUUGUUUUAAUUAAUAACUAUUAGAAAGCGACAUUCAAAGCAGUUUGACCUGACGUCUUUUCUGCUAGUUUGCUGUAGUUGACCUGUGCUCAACAAAGUCAUUAAACCUAGUUAUAUUCCACAAGUAGCCUACAUUUGUGUGGAAAGCGUCAAUGACCUCAUGAGAGUGCAAGGGUUUAUGCAAACAAGGCAGCAGAAUUGCGUUACAGUUUAAUGACUUUGAGUCACUCUCCAAGUUAUUGGAGUUAUGGCGUUCCAGUCAACGUUGGCGACCAAAUUGAGACGGCUGCCCGCCAUCAGUACUUACCUGACAACCACCCAUGAUGUUCACAGUCCAGGGGUUGUGUGCAUUGCACCUGAUGUUGAGUGUAUGCAGUUGACUGACCCAACUUGCGCCCUACAUGGUGAGACUGAGAGCCGUAAUCAUCAGGUAUUUCAUCGUGGUCCAGAAGGGGACAAGAUUUGAAUUGUGAAUCAUCUUGGACAAUUUGAUUGCGGCCAAGUUCGUAUACCUGUACAUGUACUGUAACCUUUGAACUUUGGACGAGCACCUGAUUCUGUGUUUCGAGGAUAUCCCAAGUUCAUCGAACUGUGACCUGUGACCUUUGAGCUUUGGACGAGCACCUGAUGCCGUGUUUGAGGAUAUCUCAAGUUCAUCGAACCGUGACCUGUGACCUUUGAGCUUUGGACGAGCGCCUGAUGCCGUGUUUGAGGAUAUCUCAAGUUCAUCGAACCGUGACCUGUGACCUUUGAGCUUUGGACGAGCACCUGAUGCCGUGUUCGAGGAUAUCCCAAGUUCAUCGAAAUGUGAUCAGUGACCUUUGAACUUUGGACGAGCAUCUGACCGUGUUCGAGGAUAUCCCAAGUUCAUCGAACUGUAUACUUUGAACUGCACGUGUGUUCGAUUUAUUGCUUGAUUGUUGUGUAAUUUUCUUGCUUAUUACUUGUAGUGUUCGGUAUUUCACAUAAUUUACAUUUUAUUCACAUAAUUGUGUUGAUUUAUUGAUUGACUGGUUGGUAAAUUCUUUUCUGAUUUAUAUAAUAUUGGUAUUGAUCAUAACGUACUGCUAUUCCAUUUUCACUGCUGUAAUUUGAUAGUUCACAAUGUCAAUUUCAAAUGCCAGUAAAUCCAGCAAGGCUGGUACUUCCAGUUCAAUUAGUAGUGCUAGGCUCAAGGCAGCUGCUACUUUAGCAGGCCUUCAGGCAGAAGCCGCAAGCAGGAUAGCAUUGAAAGCCAUUGAAGAGGAAGAGUUUAGACUUGCUCAGCGUAAGCGAGACUGCGAACUCCAGCUGGAAAUUGCCAAGGCAGAGGCAGAGCAAAGGGCUCUGGGAGACAUUGAACAAUCUUCACAUGAAGACGAGCCUAAGCCAAGUUUAGUUGGGUCGACGGCUGCAGAGAAGGUGGAUCAGUGGUUAACUGGUAACCCGCAGCCAUCUGCUCCAGUGCAACCAUCAUCGCCCAUGGCAGCAAUUCCUUUGCAACGUGAGAUGAUUGACACGCUGCUCUUGCCAAAGUGUGAGCUGGUCAAGUUCAAUGGGGAUCCUCUUGAAUACUGGAUCUUCAUCUCUAGCUUUGAUGCAGCUGUUGGCAAAACCAGCGUUGGGGCCAGCGCCAAGCUAAAUCGCCUGUUCCAGUAUUGUUGCGGAGAGGCGCUGGCAGUUAUCAGAUGUUGUGCUGUCAUGCAUCCGGAUGAGGGCUACACAAGGGCAAGGGCAUUGCUACGUGAACGCUUUGGUAACGAUUACAGGAUUUCGGAAACUUGGGUCAGUAAACUUACAGAGGGCCCGUGCAUCCUGCCAGGGGAUUGCAGAGGUAUCCAGAAGUUAGCUGACGAUCUUCGGAGCUGCACACUCACUCUGACAGCGAUGAAAAAGCUUGGAGAAGUUGACACUAAAAGGAGCCUUAGCCUCAUCGUAAAGAGACUGCCACAAUUCGUGCAGGGUAAAUGGCGUUCGAAAGCUGUGGGCAUUCUGGACAAGACUGGCCACUACCCCAAUGUUGCAGAACUUGUCAAGUUUAUCAGCAAAGUAGCUCGAGAGGCAAAUGAUCCCGUUUAUGGUUUGGAGGACCGGCACAGCAAUGAGAAAUCACCCAAGAAGAAGGGAUCCAACUAUAAUAUCCAAGCCACCAGUGAGUUCGACCACAGGUCUCAGGUUGGGACUGACUCGUCCAAGCGUCAAUGUGGCAAGAACGAAUUGGUGAAAAAGACAGCUUGUCCAUUGUGCUCUGGGGAACAUGCACUCGUGGCAUGCGACAACUUUGGUAAGAUGUCUCCUACUGACCGAGUCAAAGUGGCGAGUGAAAACAAGCUGUGUUUCAACUGUCUCUCCAGUAGGCAUUUUUCAAGGCAGUGUAAAGCAGCUCCCUGCAGUUUCCAAGGAUGUAGAGGAAUACACUCGAGGCUGUUACAUGGUGUAUUCCAGAGAGCGAAUUCUGAAGAUGGAGGUGCUCCUAAAGAAUCGCCUGAUGAUCAGAAAGUCGGAGCAACAAGUCUCGCUUGUGGGUCCAGUCAAGAACACUCUAAGAUAGCCCUACCAGUUGUCGCCGUGAUGGUGAGAGGUGCGGAUAGUGGGGAGUGGCUCAAGACAAAUGCUCUUCUUGAUCCCGGGAGCAACAGGUCGUUCUGCACAAUGGAGUUAGUGGAAAUGCUGGGUGUAAAGGGCACCCCACAAUCUUUGUCUCUGGACACGUUGAACGAGAAUGCACAGGUUCAAACAGUUGUGCUUUCGUUGGACGUGUCUGGAAUUGUCGGCAAGGCCCAUACCAGAAAGUCUUUCUGCAUACCAGAGAUUCACGCUCUGAAAGAGUUUCCCACUCUGCGAGAUUCCUGUGCUACCCUUGAAGAUGUGAAGAAGUUUGAACACUUGAGAGACAUCCCCGUUCCAUGCGUAGCUAAAGAUGGUGUAGCGAUUCUCAUUGGACAAGAUGUCCCACAGGCCCUGGUUCCAUUAGAGGUGAGGCGUGGUGUGGAAGGCGAACCCUACGCAGUCAGAACCUGCCUUGGAUGGACGGUGAAUGGACCGUUAGCCAGUGGGAGUCCAGCAGCAGUGUCCAACUUUGUUCAAGGCGGCCUUGAAGCUCAGGUUGAGCGAUUUUGGAAGCUUGACACUGCAGACCUAUCAGAUGACAGAACCAUGUCACUGGAUGACAAGAAGGCAGUCAAGACAUGGAAUGACUCAGUCAAUCUUGUUGAUGGCCACUACCAGUUAGACAUACCAUUCAAGUCGGACACUCCCGAUUUGCCUGAGAACAGGAUUGUUGCAGAAAGGCGCUUGCAAUCCCUUGCCAAGCGGUUUACCAAGGACCCCGGUUUGCACUCAAGAUACUGUGCAGAGAUACAAAAUCUGUUGAGCAGAGGGUUUGCUGAGAGGGUGCCUGAGCACGAGCUGGCAUCAUCAACGGGACAAACUUGGUACUUACCUCAUCACUGCGUUCUGAACCCCAACAAGCCUGAAAAGCUUAGAGUUGUGUUCGAUUGCACUGCCAGAUGCUGUGGUACUUCGUUAAAUGACAGAGUAUUACAGGGGCCGGACAUGAUGAACAAGUUAGUUGGAGUCCUUACCCGUUUCCGAGAGCACAAAGUUGGAUUGAUGGGAGACAUCGAGCAGAUGUUUCAUCAGGUUGGAGUCUCCAAGGAACACAGAGAUGUGUUACGAUUCCUAUGGUGGCCUGAAGGGGAUGCUACUCGACCUCCUGAAGUGUUUCGUAUGACGGUCCACCUUUUCGGAGGGGUAUGGAGUCUGAGUUGCGCUGCAUUUGCUCUUCGGCGAACGGCAGAUGACAACGAGGAUAUGUUCAGCAGUGAUGCAGUCCAGGCAGUAAAAGAGAACUUCUACGUUGAUGAUCUUCUUAAAUCCUUCAAGUCGGAGGAUGAUGCAGCAUUCAUGGUGAAGCAGCUGACGCACCUUCUAGCUAAAGGUGGCUUCCACUUGACUAAGUGGAUCUGCAGUAGCAGAAAGGUCAUGGAUUCCGUACCGAUGGCUGAAAGAGCCAAGACAGUCACCGACCUGGACCUUGAUCAUGAACGUCUUCCUGUGGAAAGGGCCUUAGGAGUAUGUUGGGAUACCGAAAGUGAUCAGAUUGGAGUCAAGAUAAAGUCAAGGCGAGGAUGUCACACUAAGAGAGGUCUGUUAAGCAUUCUGAGGUCUGUUAAGCAUUCUGAGCUCCGUUUACGAUCCUCUUGGGUUCGUGUGUCCAUUUGUUCUGUUGGCCAAGAUCAUGUUCCAAAAUGAGUGUAGAAUAGUUGGGAAGGGCUGGGAUGAGCCAUUGGAAGUCAGUACGCAAGAUCAGUGGACCAGGUGGCUGGAUGAUCUUCCCAAGCUGGAGCAGUUUUCUGUUGAUAGGUGUCUGAUUCCUGAUGAUUUUGGAAUUGUUGAGGAAUGUCGUUUGCAUCAUUUUGCUGACGCUUCACAAGAUGCCUAUGGCUCCGUUUCUUUUGCCCGCUUUGUCAACACUGAUGGUGAUGUUCACUGCAGCUUUCUGAUUGGCAAAUCACGACUCGCACCGUUGAAAACCAUGACUAUCCCUAGACUAGAGCUAUCUGCUGCAGUUAUUGCAGUGAAGAUGGACCAGAUGCUCAGAAGAGAACUAAGGGUUCAGGUGAAAGGGUCAACGUUCUGGACAGACAGUACAGUGGUACUCCAGUACAUAAGUAACCAAUCAAAGCGUCUCCAAACGUUUGUUGCAAACAGAGUUGCCACAAUUCAUGAUGGAUCUACCGCCAGUCAGUGGAGAUAUGUCAAUACACAGCAGAAUCCUGCUGACGAUGCAUCUAGGGGGCUCGAUGCCCAGAGUAUGCUUGACAAGAUAAGAUGGAGAAAGGGUCCUGAUUUCUUGUGGCAGACUGAGGACAGUUGGCCUGUGACUCCACAAAUUCCUAGUCUGCUGGAAAAGGACAAGGAAGUGAGAAAGGUAGCACUGUCCCGAGCCAUAGAUGUCGUUGGUCAGGAUGACCCCACUCACAGGUUGAUCAGCAGAUACUCGUCUUUGUAUCGUCUCAAAAGGGCGGUCACAUGGGUGCCCAAAGUGGCUGCGACUCCAUAGGCCCAGGAACCUGGAUAGUGGAGAUAAGGGAAACCAGAGGUUGACUGUGGGUGAACUGCAAGAUGCGGAGCUGGCCAUAAUCAGGAGCAUUCAGAGAAGGCACUACAAGAAGGAGUUCCGUGAUUUGUUGGCGGGAAAGACUUCCGUGCAGAGACAGAGUCCUGUGUAUUGUCUCGAACCAUGCGUAGAUGACCAUGGGGUAUUGAGGCUUGGUGGUAGACUGCGACACUCUCCAGUCGGGCCCACUUGCAAUCAUCCAGUGAUACUACCUCGUGAUAGUCAUCUGGCCACUUUGAUAGUACGUCAUGCACAUGAAUUGCUAUCUGGCCAUUCGGACAAAGAGCAUGUGCUCUCUGUGAUAAGACGACAAUAUUGGGUUCCCAAGGUGCGACCUUUGAUCAACCGCAUUUUGAAGGAGUGCGUGCUCUGUAGAAAACUUCGGGGACUGCCUGGCGUUCAACGUAUGGCCGACCUACCUGCCUACAGAGUGACUCCAGGCAAACCACCGUUCACCCACGUUGGGGUUGAUUGCUUCGGACCGUUUCAUGUCAAACGAGGGAGGAGCAGGGAAAAGCGCUAUGGCUGUAUUUUCACCUGUAUGCGAAUCAGAGCAGUCCACCUGGAGAAGCUACACUCUCUAGAAACUGAUUCGUUCCUCAAUGCCUUCCUAAGGUUUGCGGCAAGGCGAGGAACCCCGGAGAAAAUCUAUUCCGACAACGGGACUAACUUUGUUGGAGCAGAAAGGGAGCUAAGGGCAGCUAUUGAGCGCUUACAGGAAAGCAGAAAGGUCGAAUGGCAGUUUAACCCGCCAGCGGCCUCCCACAUGGGAGGCGUUUGGGAGCGCCAGAUUCGUACCUGCCGGAAAGUUCUGAGUUCACUUCUGCGUGAUGAGGUACUUGAUGACGAGAGACUCGACACAUUGUUCUGCGAAGUGGAGUCUAUCGUAAAUGACCGACCCAUCACAGCAGUCUCCGACGAUCCGAAAGAUCUCGAACCCCUUACUCCCA
Messenger RNA from Patiria miniata (bat star), 6399 nucleotides. RefSeq lists its product as uncharacterized. Bases 1453 to 4581 code for a protein of 1042 amino acids. The transcript is spliced from 2 exons. The record is from RefSeq and is a predicted model, not a curated record. NCBI's taxonomy places the organism in Eukaryota, Metazoa, Echinodermata, Asteroidea, Valvatida, Asterinidae.